CACGUUUAGCAACGGUCAGUCGCUAAAGAAAAAAACAGCCGCUUCCGUGUUGUUCUGGUGUUAUUUUGGUUAAUAACAGUCGUUAGCAGGGUCCGGGCUCGUCUGACGGUCUCGCCGGAGUGUGACUAUCAUGGUUUUGUGAAGCUGACAGACAGUUUCAGCCUUUUUCCCCCCGAAAUGUCGCUGCUACAGAGCUCAAAGAAAAAAGACAAGCGUAUUUUGUCUGGUACCUGCCCAGACCCGAAAUGUCAGGCGAGGCUGUUCUUCCCCGCUCACGGCUCCGUUAGCAUCGAGUGCACCGAGUGUGGUCAACGCCACGAACAGAAGAACCUGUUAAAUGUCGAAGAAGUGACCGAUCCGGAUGUUGUGCUUCACAAUCUGCUCAGAAACGCCCUGCUCGGCGUCACCGGGGCCCCGAAGAAAGGGACCGAGCUGGUGAAGGUAAUGGGGCUUUCUAAUUACCACUGCAAGCUCCUGUCCCCGGUCCUGACCAGGUACGGCAUGGAUAAACAAACCGGCAAAGCCAAGCUGCUGAGGGAGAUGAACCAAGGUGAGAUGUUUGACUGCUCUCUCCUGGGAGACAGGGCUUUCCUGAUCGAGCCGGACCAUGUGUCCACCAUGGGCUACGGCAAGGACCGGUCAGGAAGCCUCAUAUACCUCCACGACACCCUGGAGGAGGUUAAGAAAGCCAACGGGAACAGAGAGUGUCUCAUCCCGGUCCAUGUAGAUGGAGACGGGCACUGCCUGGUCCACGCUGUGUCCAGAGCGCUGGUGGGCAGAGAACUGUUCUGGCACGCCUUGAGAGAGAAUCUCAAACAGAACUUCAAGCAGAACCUGGACCGCUACAAGGCCCUGUUUCAGGACUUUAUCGACGCCGCAGAGUGGGAGGACAUCAUCAAUGAGUGCGACCCCCUGUUCAUCCCACCUGAAGGCGUGCCGCUUGGACUGCGCAACAUCCACAUAUUUGGCUUAGCCAAUGUCCUCCACCGACCCAUAAUCCUGCUGGACUCCCUGAGCGGAAUGAGGAGCUCUGGGGAUUAUUCAGCCACCUUCCUGCCUGGGCUGGUGCCUGAGGAGCAGUGCCGGGGCAAAGACGGGAAGCCCAACAAACCCAUCUGUAUCGCCUGGAGCAGCUCCGGCAGGAACCACUACAUCCCUCUGGUGGGAAUCAAGAACACGGUGUUGCCCAAACUGCCGGCCCGCCUCCUGCCGAAGGCCUGGGGUGUCCCCCAGGAGCUCAUCAGGAAGUACAUCAAGCUGGAGCCGGACGGGAGCUGCGUGAUCGGCGGCGACCGCAGCUUGCAGGAUAAAUAUCUGAUGAGGCUGGUCAACGCCAUGGAGGAGGUGUUCAUGGAGAAGCACAGCAUCCACCCGUCGCUGGUGGCUGAUGUGCACCAGUACGUGUACAGGCGGACCGGCGUGAUCGGCAUCCAGCCUGAGGAGGUGACUGAGGCAGCUAAGAAGUCGGUGAUGGAGAACCGGCUGCACCGCUGCCUGAUCUGCGGCGCCCUCUCUGAGCUCCACGUCCCUCCAGAGUGGCUGGUUCCUGGUGGGAAGCUCUACAACUUGGCCAAGUCCACACACGGCCAGCUACGGCCAGACAAGAACUACAGCUUCCCCCUCAACAACGUGGUCUGCUCUUAUGACCCCCAGAGAGAUGUCCUCGUCCCAGAUUACAAACUGAGCUCCCUCAACACCUGCAACUGGUGUCACGGCACGUCAGUCCGCCACAUCCGCGGCAACGGGUCUGUGGUUUACCUGGACGGGGACAGAACCAACACCCGCUCCCAGGGGGGGAAGUGUGGAUGUGGCUUCAAGCAUUACUGGGAGGGGAAGGAAUAUGACAACCUCCCCGAGGCCUUCCCCAUCACGCUGGAGUGGGGGGGUCGGGUGGUGCGAGAGACUGUGUACUGGUUCCAGUAUGAGACGGACACAACCCUGAACAGCAAUGUGUAUGACGUGGCCAUGAAACUGGUCACCAAGCACUUCCCAGGAGAGUUUGGCAGCGAGAUCCUGGUGCAGAAAGUGGUCAACACCAUCCUGCAUCACACCGCCAAGAAGAACCCGGACGAGUACAACCCAGUGUCCAUCGACGGGGCUCAUGUCCAGCGUCUCACCGACACCACAGAGACUCAGCAGGUGGCCGACCCCCAGCCACCCACUAAGAUCAUCCUGACCGGUCAGAAAGCGAAGACGCUCCACAAAGAGGAGCUGACGAUGAGCCGAGCCGAGCGCAGCAUCCAGCAGAGCAUCAGCGAGCAGGCCUUCGUCACUCAGAAGCGACGGACUGACAAGCUGAAGCAGGAGCAGAAAGGCCACGGCCGGACGUCCUCCCCCGGCGGGUCUCCAGAAACCUCCUCCUCCUCUGCUCCGGCCACGCCCACAAAAUCCUCCUCCCCCUCCUCAUCCCACAAGGAGAAGAAGAUCCGCGUGACCACCAGUGACGGCAGGCAGGCCAUGCUGACCCUGCAGGCCCACACCACCUUCUCAGAGCUGCAGAGGAGCAUCACCAACCAGUUUGGCGUGCCGCCGGCGCAGCAGUGCAUCCGCUACGGCUUCCCGCCCAAAGAGCUGGUCCCCCCGAAGGAUGGCGAGGAGAACGAGCCCGUGGCGCUGCAGCAUGGUGACAGGGUUACCGUGGAGAUACUGAGGGGCCCCGAGGACAAGAGCCCCGCGGCCUCCAUCCCUCGAGCCUCCAGCUCGCACUCCGCCCUGCACUCGGUAAAGAGCGAGGACGCCGUGACGUCCGGCAGGAUGAGCAGCCGCGAACUCCAGGACAGCAUUGACCUUGAGAUGUCCUCCCUCUGUCUCCUAGCAACCUUGAUGGGUGAGGACGUUUGGUCGUACGCAAAGAAGCUGCCGCACUUAUUCCAGCAGGGUGGCGUCUUCUACAACAUUGUCAAGAAAGACAUGGGUCUGAUGGAUGGGAAACACUGCACGCUGCCUCACCUGACGGGGAAAACGUUUGUGUAUAACGCAGCAGAGGAGCGUCUGGAGCUCUGCGUAGACACCGCCGGUCACUUCCCUGUCGGCCCCGAUGUGGAGGAGCUGGUGAAGGAGGCGCUGGUGCAGCUGCGCUCGGAGGCGGCCACCAGGGGCAGCAGAGAGGGGAGUCCGUCGCACGGCGUGCUGCGGCUGGGCAGCGGCGGUGUCGUCCGCAAGAAGGAGCAGCUGCAGAGCGUCACCGCCUUCCAGGGUAAAGGUCACUCUCUGGGCAGUGCCGGUAGCUCCUCCCCUCCUGAACACCGGCCUAUCACACGCCAGCACAGCAGCGGCGUGGACCUGAGCGCCAGCGUGUCCAGGGGCCCCCCAGACCUGUCGGACAUCCCUGAGGAUGCCACCAGGGAACUGGUCCGCAUGGCGCCGGGCUUUGUCACCAUGAAGGACGGUCGUGGUCUGGACCCCAGCCUGAUGGAGCAGCAGCGGAGGAAACUGCAGGAGAUGGUCUCCUCCAUCCAGGCCUCCAUGGAGCGCCACCUGAGAGAGCAGCAGAGCGCUGCCGCCGCAGGGGGCGGGGUCAGCCAGGAGCGGACAGGCGGGACUAAGACGGGCGCAAGCCAACCAACACCUCCAGCCAGCCACGAACCUCCGGCUGCAGCAGGUUCCUCCUCGGCUGGAAAACCAGACGGGAAGGCAGAGGAACCGGAGGAGAUGGAGAGCCAGGACGCCGGGCAGAGCAACGCCACCGAACCCAUGGAUCACUCCUGAUCGCUCCUGACGCCCAGCACCGCCCCGCCCCCACCCCGCCUGGCCAGCAUCUGUGGGUCAUAACGCCUCAGGUCGGAUCCUAAAGCUUUGGUCUUCAUCGUGUUUCGUUGUCUUUACUGCAUGACUAAAGAGCGGGCCGACCGUCCUCGCCCCCCUGCAGACUGGGGGGUGGGACAUUAAUCAAUAAGGCGAUAUAUUGUGACACGUUGUCUGUGAUACAUCAUUGAUCCUCUCACACCAACAUCACAGUUCUGUUGCAAUACUGAAGCUGCUGCUGUGUGUGUUUAAACUCUAUGCACUUUGGUACACACUCUCAUCUCCGCUGUCUACACGACUGUCAAACUACAUAAUGCACUAAAUAUUAAACACAGCUUGUGAUUGAUUCCCCCGUUUGAAAGGAAUUGUUUUGCUUUUUAAGAUAAGUUUUUCUCUGCAGUUGAUGAUGUAUCAUAAAUAACUGUCUUACAAUAUAUCGCAGUCGCCUGCGCCGUGACAGGAUUGUAUCUUUAGUCCUGUGGUUCCCACCUGCAGACGUCUAAUCCUCUCGCUAUAAACACGCACCGAUACUCGUGUGUGAGACGCAUUCCUGUAGAUAGAGAAAUCCUCUGAGUCUUAAUCUGCCACCAGGAGGAGAGCUGCUGGUCGUCGGCAGCGCAACGUCCUGCAAACAUGCUUCCGUCAAAGUGCACGCUCUGAGAGGUGCACCAGCCUCUGCUACGCAUCAACGCCUUCAUCACUGAAAUCUGCUUCUCCACCGUCCGUCUGUCUGUCUGAGGACCGCAGGGAGAACUCUGGAUCUGUGUUUGCUUGACCGUCUGACCCCCUGACAGGACAGUUUAUCUCCCACCCCCAAAAAAUGAAUUUGACACAGAGUCAGUGAUGUGAAGCACCUGAGUCCAGACCAACCUGCACCACCCACAGGUGAGUAGCAGCUGCUGCAGCUUUCACUCUCACACCUGCAGGUAAAGAGUGACACUGUGUUCAUUUCCUACAUCUAAACCUCUAAAAUGCUUUGUUUACUGAUUAAUGCAGUGCAGCGUCAUGUGUCCACAGACUGUUACACAUACAUUCAGGAUCUGAACUGUCAGCGUUAAAAUCCCAACUAUAUGUUUGAAGUCAUUUAGAAACAGACGGCACUGACGGGUUCUUAAACGUCCUUUAAAGCACAUUAAGUGCUCACAGACACUUUAUAGCCACAUUUUAAUUCUUCUUCUUAUGAAGAAUAUUUGUUAAUGACGUGUUUUAUGUUUAAAAAAAACAUUUGGCCAAUAAUGAAAUAAUCACAGUUUGGGUUAUUAGCCUUAAAGAGACAGGGUUGGUCGAGCUGUAGUUGUAAUUACAGAGGCCAAACAAACAUGAUUAAGCUGAUUUAGUUUUGUCUUUUAUUCAGAAUAUUUCAACUGUAAACUUUGGUUUUAUUAAAAUCUGGAAUGUAUUUAGCAGAACAGUUCACAGUUAUAAUUAGUAAUAUUAAGACAUCAUCCUCGUGUGAAGCUCAGAUCAGGUGUCAAGGGAAAUAAAUGAGACAUUUCUAAAAUCAUCAGGAAACACUUUGUGUUUUACAGUCAUGUUGUUAAAAUUGACGCUCCACUGUUUGUAUGAAAACCACACACACACACACACUCACUCACUGAUUGUAACCUGCACGUGGCUCAGUUUAAGUUUCAGGUGUGUGAAGGUGGUGCAGGUGUGUUGAACCAAUGAUGAGGAAGCAGCUGUAUCAGGUGCUUCACAUCCAAACACUGAUGAAACGAGUGGACUCAUGAGUCAGCACACUCUGGAUGACUAAAUGGCCAAAUAUCAUAUUUUACUAUUUCUACAAAAAUAUCACCCACUUCUCCCUUAAAUGGAAGUUGUUGAAGAAGCAGCCAGUGGAAUCACGAAUGAAGACUCCUGUUAAAGCUUCACGUUUCAUUUCUUCUUCUUUACAAACGGUCACAUUUCUCCUCUGUUCAACACGCAGCCCUGACAUAAGACCUCAUGGAACAGUUAUGAUGUGGGUAAUCAAUAAAUAUUGAUCACAAACUGUAGGUCAGUGUGAUAGUAUACUAAACAUGUUGGUUUAAAAACACAGUGGAGUAAUAACAUUCAUUUCUUGAGAGGCCGGUCAGAGGGACAGAGGAGGACUGUGACCGAUCACUGGCUCAGUCGUCGCUUUAUGUUUGAAACGUCUCGUUUAAAAAGUAGAAUGCGGCCAAAGAUGAAGCAGCUUAAACUGAAACCAGUUUAUUAACAGGAGGUUUGUGCCAGACUUUAUUCCUCUGAAACAACAGGACUGAAAGUCACUUUACACUUUGGUUGCCAACAAAACAUUUUUCCAUGUUUCCAUGUUGCUCUUGAAAUGACAUGGUGAUGGAACUGAUCAUCAGGCCUUAAAAUCAGUUUGUUUUACACUGAGGUUUUUUUCUGUUUUACUUCUAACUGUCCGUUUAACCUCAGACUCCAUUUAUUUCAUCUUAAAUCUUUCCUAGUGAAAUCUCAGUUUGAACUUUUUGUUUUCUGCUCUGAGUGAAAUCUCAGUCUCAGCCUGUGAAUCACAGUCCUUCAGUUUUUCAGCUCUCUGAGGUUUAUUUUGCCGUUGAGGUGAACAGAUGUAAGACAUAGCACUUUGUUUGAGAAAAAGAGGGAAUGUUAGUGUAGCAGCUUGGUCUUAGCUGAACCUGAAUCGUCAGUCAGUCAGAGAGGAAACCGGUCGGUCGGACAGGAGGAGGAAAAGUUUGCUCAGACGACACUGCUGUAACAGACUUGAAGUUUUUCUUUGUGACUGCUGUACUAAUGACAUGAAUUGUAAUCCAGUUGUAUAAUAGUAUAUAUUGUAGAAUAUUUGGACCUGUACAGAAACUACAGAAACACAGAUUGUUCAGUUCCUUCAGCUCUUUUUUUUUGUUAACUUCUCUCUGGUUUGCUAAUAAAAUAUUGAUGAUACACGGCUUCGACAUCGCUGUUUGCAUGUGUGAUGAAUUUUCAACCCCAACAAUAAAAUCACUUCCUUCA
Molecule: messenger RNA, 6702 nt
Organism: Lates calcarifer (barramundi perch)
Lineage: Eukaryota; Metazoa; Chordata; Actinopteri; Centropomidae
Gene: vcpip1
Product: valosin containing protein (p97)/p47 complex interacting protein 1
Exons: 3
Coding region: 178-3708 (1176 amino acids)
Biological process (GO): Golgi reassembly; protein ubiquitination; endoplasmic reticulum membrane fusion
Molecular function (GO): cysteine-type deubiquitinase activity
Source: RefSeq, a predicted model, not a curated record